Messenger RNA from Mesocricetus auratus (golden hamster), 417 nucleotides. RefSeq names its product mediator of RNA polymerase II transcription subunit 28-like. Bases 16 to 417 code for a protein of 133 amino acids. The transcript has a single exon. Gene Ontology annotation, cellular component: mediator complex. The record is from RefSeq and is a predicted model, not a curated record. Lineage: Eukaryota; Metazoa; Chordata; Mammalia; Rodentia; Cricetidae.
CGCGCCAUUGCAGACAUGGCGGGGUCUCUCGGCGGUAUGUUCUCCGGGCAGCCCCCUGGUCCCCCGCCUCCGCCGCCCGGGCUCCCGGGCCAGGCCUCGCUUCUGCAAGCAGCGCCGGGGGCUCCGAGGCCGUCUAACAGCACUUUGGUGGACGAGCUGGAGUCGUCUUUCGAGGCUUGCUUUGCCUCCCUUGUGAGUCAGGAUUAUGUCAAUGGAACUGAUCAGGAGGAAAUUCGAACUGGUGUUGAUCAGUGUAUCCAGAAGUUUUUGGACAUUGCAAGACAGACAGAAUGUUUUUUCUUACAAAAAAGGUUGCAGUUGUCUGUCCAGAAACCAGAUCAAGUUAUCAAAGAGGACGUCUCAGAGCUAAGGAGCGAACUGCAGCGGAAAGACGCGCUGGUCCAGAAGCACAGCUGA